Messenger RNA from Chara braunii, 3237 nucleotides. The record is from the annotation of a GenBank genome assembly. NCBI's taxonomy places the organism in Eukaryota, Viridiplantae, Streptophyta, Charophyceae, Charales, Characeae.
CCCUACUCGACAGACCUACAGAUCGAACCCCUACAACUACACAGACCUUCGACAGACAACAAACAACUACCAAAACACAGGUCACGGGUUCAAACACUCGGGGGUAAACUCGAUACCGUACAUGGGUAAGGAAAAGAAGGAUCUACAAGAACAGCUGCGGCGGCAACAGGACCGUCUUGCAGAACUGGAACGGCAGGAGGCAGCUGAGCUAGAGGCUGCAACAGAUAAUUCCAGAAGGGACUAUCUGUUGCAGCAGCUAGACAAGGUGCUCUCAGAUGACCGCUGUGCACAGGUGACUAAACACCUGGGAGAGACGAUCAUCCUGGAGCACAAGAUCACCAGUUCCUAUUUUACGAACUGGGAUGAUCGUUUUGUUCGUUUGGAGCGUCGGGUUAACGACCUGGCAGAUCAGCAGUCUAAGAUUCUGGAUGCGAUUCAGAACUUGACUGCUCAGCUAUCAACCGCCAAGCUUAUUGCCCCUCAGCUCCCUUUGCUGAAACCCAAACCCUCACCUCCUUCUACACCUCCUUCAUCUCCUCCUGGAUUUGUGCAUUCGUCCCGCACACCAUCCCAUUCCCAAAAAGCCUCAGCGAAGGCCACCUAUGUUGUUGUUGCUGCAGGAGACUACAGAGGUCCCAAGAUCCCUGCUCCCAACAAGUUUAGGGGUGAUGACCCGAAGACCGAUGUCGGGGACUGGGCUGCUGGGACCAAAGCCUACUUGAGGGGCUUUGUCUGUGCAAAACAGACCAAGGUGGCGACUGUUCUGAGACUGCUGGAGGGACCUGCAUUGAAGUGGGCCACCUCAACCUCCAACAGUCUGCAGCAGUUCAUGGAGGACUGGGCUUUUGGGCUUGGGUUGGACAAACUUCUGCAGGCUCUGGAGGACCGUUUUGCAGACAAGGAGCGGGCCCGCAAGGCUGCUGACAGGAUUGCUCGCCUGGGACAGCAGCGAUACAGCGGCACCCUGCAGGCCUUGUUUGCCGAGUUCGAGCAGCUGACCUCCAACCCUGGGAUGUGCAUUGACUACAGGGGUCUCAACAAGAUCACUACGAAGAGUACUGAGCCACUUCCUAGGAUCGACGACCUCCUGGACAUGGUGCAGGGCUGCACAAUGUUCAGCAAAGUCAACCUCAAAUCUGGCUACCACCAGAUUGAGAUGGCAGAGGAGGAUGUCUGCAAAACAGACAACCUUCAAGACCAGCUGGCCUUCACACGACUCAAGAAGGCCUUGACUCGUGCGCUUGUGCUGAAGUUACCUGACCCCACUCUGCCAUUUAUCCUAACCACUAACGCUAGUCAGUAUGGCAUUGGGGCAGUUCUUCAGCAGGAUGAUGGGAAUGGUCUACGACCUGAAGAGUUUAUGAGUAAGAAGAUCAAGACGCAAAAGCUCCUGGACUCCACCUACGAGAAAGAGCUAUAUGCUCUUGUCUGUGCCCUGAAACACAGGAAACACUUUCUCCUGGGCAGGUUCUUCAAGAUCUUUUCUGAUCACUCCACCUUACAGUGGAUGAAGUCCCAGGGAGAGUUAAAUGAUAAGUUGGCACGGUACAUUCAGUUCAUAGACAUGUUUGACUUAGAACUGAAGCAUAAGAAGGGCUGCUACAACAAGCAGAAUUCCCAGGCUAGCAGUUCAGGAGCUGUAGGGUCAACGGUCGCGCAGACCCGGAGUCAGUCCACUGGCGUUAUGGCAAGCCAGCCAUUAGUGAUGACUCCCGAGGAGGUCGCCAUAGAGCGAGCUGCUGAUCGCGAGGCACAACUACAACAGGCUUUGGGAGAGAUCAAGGCUGAGAAAGAGAGAAUGAUUAGAAGAAGAGCUAGGAUGCAGCGGAGGCAAGCGAACAUUAGUGAGUUAGAGGAGAUGGACACUGCAGAGAUGGAGGAUGAUGUGAGGACCAUACGGUCUGUCUUGCUAAGUGUAGUAGAGAUGCAAGAUCACCAAAUGGAGAUCUUACAGCACAUCCAACAGAGUUUGGCUGUGUUAGUCGGGCGAAUGCAGGCGACACCAUCACUGUUCGGGCCAGGUGCCUGGCCUGUUGUAAAUCCUCCUCCGUUUGUCCCACCGGUGACUGGAGUGUCCCCACAUACAACUCCAACAUCGGUCCAGACUGUUUCGCUGGGUGUGCCGUUAGCAGGAGGGCUCUCAAUGACUUCUGGGAAUCACCUAGAGGCCAAUGGCCAAGCCGAGCAACUGAACCGCACUGUACAACACCUGCUGCGGCAUUACAUCAAGCCCAAUCAGGUGGACUGGGAUGAGAAGCGUGCUCUCAUCGCCAGCCUGUACAACAACGCUGUGCACAGUGCCACCGAGCAAGCAGAAGAGAAGGAGGGUGGGCUCUCUUUUUCACCCAAGAGUUUUGGGUCUGGUGGCAUGGCACGUGAGCAACGGGACGGAUCCAUUGCUGGUCUGGAUGACAGCGAGAUCGACCAAAGAUUUUCUGAGGUGGCUGCUUCUUUCUCAGGGCUUGAGAGGCGUCCUUCCUUGGUAGUCCACCCAGGAACACCCCUGGACAGCCUGGUGGAGGAAUUUGGUGGAGCUGCUUCAGGAUCAAGAAACCAGUUGCAGGCCAAGUUAGGACUGCAGAAGCUUGCUACAGGAACUGAUGUGUAUGAACCUGAGAGCUCGAUGGAACCAUCUCCACCUUCGACACCGUUGUCGGCGAUGGAUGGCAUAGAUUUGCUAGGAAGGAUCGACUUCAAUCUGGUGGUAUCCAGACUUGAGAUCGAUCUUGAAGAAGACCUUGCACCCACCUUCAACAUCAAGCAAAUCAUCUAUGCGUAGUGAUGGGUAUGAAUUUUUCCUUGUGAUGCGGUUUAGACCACGAUUAUCAAUACACAUAUGAAGUCUGUCUCCUUUCCUUGGGACAAACAAAACAGGUGCACCAAAUUCAUAUUCGCUAGGCUUAAUCCAUCCCUUGUCGAUCAUCUCAUCAAUCUGUCCACCAACUCAAUUGUGUGUCGGACCGAUCGCGUGGGUACUCCGCGGGGUUCGGCCACAACUACGAAAAAUUGGUCGAGUAGGCUUUGGAUGCUUGUUGGGAUCGGUUGGGUUGGGGGGUCACAAAGGAUCACUUAAAUCAAGUCGCAAGUGCUUAGUGAUGGCAACCGAAUCUGAAGUAGACUCGUUUGGAAUAGGAGUACGUGUAGGGAUAGAAGUAGAUUUGUCAUGCAAAGUAUAAUUAUUACGGGCCGCAAAAGUAGAAGGUACAUGAGUAGGACGAACAAAGGCAACAUACAACU